AUGAAGCUCGCAAACUCAUUAACAAAUAUGCUUGGCGAAUUUGUCGCUAUGCAGAAGUCACCCGAUUUUAAGCCAUGCUCUGCCUCUACACAAGAGUUGAACAGAGCUGUGAAAGAGGAAAAGAGAAGUUAUACGUUAAAGCACUGUCCAGAUAGGCCAAGGCCUCGUUUCAUGUCACUUGGCAACAUCUAUCAAGAGGUUAGCCCAAACCCCUCUGGUGAAGUGAAAAUGCGCUCCAACACGAGCGCGAGGAGGGAACGUCCUACAAGUCUUAUUGAGAGGGUCAGGCAGAGAAUUAGCCCUACCAGAAAUGAUGACGCGAUAGUUGAGGAAGAGGAAGGAGAACCUCAGUUGCUGCGAAAAACCUCUACUCGAUCUGAAAGAUUGCACAUCAUCGUGUCCUAG
Molecule: messenger RNA, 405 nt
Organism: Strongylus vulgaris
Lineage: Eukaryota; Metazoa; Nematoda; Chromadorea; Rhabditida; Strongylidae
Source: the annotation of a GenBank genome assembly